Cuscuta campestris is the source of this 2453-nucleotide messenger RNA. The record is from the annotation of a GenBank genome assembly. NCBI's taxonomy places the organism in Eukaryota, Viridiplantae, Streptophyta, Magnoliopsida, Solanales, Convolvulaceae.
CACCCACCAGUCCUCCUCCACCACCACUUCCUCGGCGGCGCGUGUUUUCGCCUUUCUCCGCCCAUACACAAACAGCUAACGCGAUACUAUACAUACAACCCCUCUCCCCCCCUCUCUCUGUAUAUAUAUCAAUCCCUCCAUGUCUUCUUCACGGAGAGCUCACAUACAUUUACGAUUAUAGAUACAUACGUGACAGGAAUUCAGUUUAAUUGGAUCAAAUCGAAGAUUCUAACGCACAGUCGCCAGUAAUCGGGGUUCCAGGCAUCGUUUCUUCGCUCCGGACAUCGAAGCUCGUCGGCGCAUUGAAAUUUGAAAGAUCUCCUGGUAAAUUUGGAUGACUUUCGGCUGCUAUUUUGAAUUUGAAGCCGUGCGAUUUUGGUGAAAUUUCCGGGUUUAGCUUUGUGGACCUUGAAGUGUAGAUCAAGACCAGAUGAUGAGCGGAAAUGGAACACAGAAGCUAACAACAAGUGAUGCCCUUGUGUAUCUCAAGAAUGUGAAGGAUAUCUUUCAUGGAAAAAGAGACAAAUAUGAUGAGUUUCUUGAAGUCAUGAAAGACUUCAAAGCACAAAGAAUUGACACAUCUGGCGUCAUAGUAAGAGUGAAGGACCUUUUUAAAGGACAUCAAAACCUAAUUUUGGGUUUUAAUACAUUUUUGCCAAAGGGAUAUGAGAUCACCCUGCAAUCCGAGGAUGAACCAAAACCACCUCCAGUGAAAAAGGCAGUUGAAUUUGAAGAGGCAUUCAGUUUUGUUAACAAGAUAAAGGCUAGGUUUCAAGGGGAUGAUUACGUGUAUAAAUGUUUCCUUGACGUUCUGAAUAUGUAUAGAAAGGAAAACAAAUCAAUCUCUGAGGUUUUACAAGAGGUUUCUUUGCUCUUUCAUGACCACCCUGAUUUGCUUGGGGAGUUCACAAAUUUUUUACCAAAUGCAUCGUCCAGAGCUUUGGUUGAUAGAACUCAUAUCUUACAUAAUGAUGAGAAAGUACCUCCUGUGAUCAGGGGAAGCACCACUGAAAAGAAGGCCACUGGUUUGCAUGCAGAAAAUGGCCACCAUCAGAAUCGGCCUUCUCCAGAACAGUGCAAACAGGAAAAAAGAGAAAUAGAUUUUGACGAAAAGGAUUUGGACAAGACAUCUGUAUAUAGAGAUGCCAUUGCAAGUCAUUUUAACCACGGUGUGCUCGAUCAACAUCUAACAUUGUUUGAAAAAAUUAAGGAAAAACUGCAGAAUUCUGAUUAUUACCAACAACUUUUGAGGUGUCUUCACACAUAUUCGGUAGAAACAAUCACAAAAUUACAGUUGCAAUCCCUGGUAUUAUCUUUAUUGCUUUUCAUUGUUUUGGUGGAUACACAAUCAUGAUAUCUCAUUUUCUCAUUCAAGUUCUGUUGAAGCCUUAGCUCUGUCAUUUGCCUUGAAGUAGUGGAAUAAUUUAAUUAAGAUAUGACACACUUAAUCAAAUAUCUAGAACCUAAAACUCACACUUAAGAUAACCACUCUUAAGAUAUAGAUUUAGGAAUUUAAAUAGCAAACACAACAAGUGUAUUACUAAAUGGAAAAUGGAAUUACAAUGUGAGUCUCACAAAANGGCCUAAGGCCGAAAUAAAUACACACACAUAGGGGGGAAACUUCCCUGAAACAUCCACUCACAAAUCACAAGAAUAAUAUCCAUUUGUUUAUGUUUUCUUAAUGGAAUGAAAUCAGGGAUUUGGUCUUUGAUUUUCAUGGCUGGUGGCUUGUCCUUUAGUGAGGAAAAUCACAAGGAAAUAAGUGAUGAUUCUUGGGAAAUAAUGGGGGACAAAGGGGUUGGUUUUAUUGGCCUUAUAUUGGGUCAUUCAUGGAAGGUAUGUGGGGACUGAUUUGGUGGGUGGAGUGUCAAUAAACUCACAAAAGUCUUUUGUCCUUUUGUUAUUGUUUAUUCAGCCUAGGUGGGAGACACAAGGGGGACAAUGGUUGGUCAAUGUUGGGGAAUAAAAGAGGGGUUGUUUUUGGUCAUUAAAAGGGGACAGGGCUGGGUAUUAUUUAUGGGUAUUUUGGAGUUAUGGCUUUGGGUUACUGUGAGGGAAAACAUGGGCAGGAAGUAGGGGCUGGAGGUGGGUCAUGGUUUUGGCUCUUUGUCGGUGUUGUGUUGGGAUUGUGAGGUUUAUUUGGGCAGGGAAUGAAAGGAAGGAAGAGAGGGUUUUACUGGUUUAUUAAAAGGCUUAAAAGAAGGAAAAUAACAACAAACAAAAAGGUUUUGGUUUAUACACUCUUAUUUUCGGCCAUGGCUAAAAUAAGAGUAGGAAAAAACUUUAUUUUGAAAAGGAAAUAUUUUGGAUGUUUUGGGAUGGUUUGGACUGAAAUGGGAGUAGACCACAGAACCCUUGGGUCAAACGGAGGUUGUUUUGGCCUUUCGGGUUUAAGGACCAUUUGAAUUCAACUAAAAUGGAUCAUAAUAUUUGAAUAUAAGUCCUUUGGUUCU